AUGCCAGCCAGUUUCACAGAAGCCAGCAGCAGCUUAAAUGGAAGCAGAGAGAGGCUGGAUUUUACACUUGUAACUUGCACAGAAACAAUGACUUUCACUGAAGUAGUGGAAGACGAGGACUGGGGAUCCUUCUACUAUUCCUUUAAGACAGAGCAGCUGGUUACUCUUUGGAUUCUCUUUAUUGUCACAGUUGCUGGAAACUCCAUCGUGCUGCUCUCCACGUGGAAGAGGAAGAGGAAAUCCCGAAUGACCUUUUUUGUAACACAGUUAGCCAUCACAGAUUGCUUUACAGGAUUCAUAAAUAUACUGACUGAUAUAAUUUGGCGCUUCACAGGAGAUUUCAUGGCCCCUGAUAUUGUCUGCAGAGUUGUUCGCUACCUGCAGGUUGUCCUUCUGUAUGCCUCAACUUAUGUUCUGGUUUCACUCAGCAUAGACCGUUACCAUGCCAUAGUUUAUCCAAUGAAGUUCCUUCAGGGAGAAAGGCAGGCGAAAGUUCUCAUCAUGGUGGCAUGGAGCCUCUCUUUCCUGUUUUCGAUUCCGACUCUGAUUAUAUUUGGGAAACGGCAGCUAUCCAAUGGGGAAGUGCAGUGCUGGGCCCUCUGGCCUGAUGACUCCUACUGGAUACCCUACAUGACUGUGGUCGCUUUCCUGGUAUAUUUCAUUCCUUUGAUUAUCAUCAGUGUCAUUUACUUCAUUGUGAUUCGAACCAUAUGGAUGAAAAGUAAACCUCAUGCUGCGAUUAUUUCCAACUGUACUGAUGGCAAAUUCUGUGCCAGCUACACCCAUCGAGGGAUCAUAUCAAAGGCUAAAGUUAAAGCUAUCAAGUACAGCAUUGUAAUUAUUCUUGCAUUUGUCCUCUGCUGGAGUCCUUACUUUCUCUUUGAUAUCCUGGACAACUUCAAUGUACUCCCUCAGACCAAAAAACGCUUCUAUGCAUCUGUGAUUAUUCAAAAUCUACCAUCUUUAAACAGUGCCGUUAAUCCCCUUAUCUACUGCAUCUUCAGCAACAUCCUCUGCCGUCCUUUUUUUGGGAAAAGAAGAGCAAGAAACUUAGGGGGAACUUUCAAAGACCGAACUGAUGGGCAGGAAAUGCAGGCUGUGUCCAAGCCCGAAUACAUCUAG
Messenger RNA from Emys orbicularis (European pond turtle), 1122 nucleotides. It is a transcript of the gene NPSR1, whose product is annotated as neuropeptide S receptor 1. Bases 1 to 1122 code for a protein of 373 amino acids. Gene Ontology annotation, cellular component: plasma membrane; cytoplasm. NCBI's taxonomy places the organism in Eukaryota, Metazoa, Chordata, Testudines, Emydidae. The record is from RefSeq and is a predicted model, not a curated record. Gene Ontology annotation, biological process: neuropeptide signaling pathway; positive regulation of release of sequestered calcium ion into cytosol. Gene Ontology annotation, molecular function: vasopressin receptor activity; neuropeptide receptor activity. The transcript is spliced from 9 exons.